This is a messenger RNA of Besnoitia besnoiti, 2772 nucleotides long. RefSeq lists its product as uncharacterized. NCBI's taxonomy places the organism in Eukaryota, Apicomplexa, Conoidasida, Eucoccidiorida, Sarcocystidae. Bases 1 to 2772 code for a protein of 923 amino acids. The record is from RefSeq and is a predicted model, not a curated record. The transcript has a single exon.
AUGUUUUCCGGCAUCACUUUGAACUCUGCAAGCCCGAACGGCCUGCUGGAGAGCGACGCGGCAGGGGGCGGCACACACCUUUGCUCAGCGUCGCCGUUGGAAGAUGAGACGCUUCUCCUUGGCGAUGACGUUUGCCUCCUGCGGCCCUCGCCUCCUGCCUUCUCAGUCCGUAGUGCAGAGGACUCUCAGGCGACGGAGAGUCAGGCUCUGUCUUUCCAGGGACUUUCGCAGUCACAAUGGUCGCCAGACACCAACACGCAGAGCAGCCAGGCUCUCGUGAGCCAAGAUGGCUACUUCAGGUUCGGCCGGCGCUUAGGAAGCCAGCUUACGGACUCGGCCGAGGAUCACGUACACCCGAGUGCAGCUGCCUGGACUCAAGCCAAGCGGCGAAGAGGAGAGGCACUCCGUCCGGACCAGAACCGGGAGGGACGAUUGCCUGCAACGCCAGCGCAGAGCGCCGCAGUGAGAGCUUCCAUCUCCUCGUCUUCUUGCCCCUGCUCUCGUUCAGAGUGCGAAAAGAAACGCGUUUCUCCUUCCGCACUUGCCCCGUCGUCUCUGGGCCGGAGCGAUGCGCAGGGCUGCUGCGCCGCUGAGGACGCUGCCUCCUGUUCGUCCUCGACAGGAAAAGAGAAAGAAGGAACGUCGAGUCCUCCCAGAGACGUUUGUUCUUUAGGAGGGCGCGAGCCGAGGCCGGAUCUCAAAAAAGGAGAGCGGAUCCGCGACGCCGCGACCGGGGCGAUUUUGCAGCACUUUCGCGGCCUUGGGUUCUCUCAAAUGACCUCCUCAGAUGAGGAGGAAGGCGUGGAAGCGGACGAUGCGGUCGACGCCGGGGGUGCCGACAAAAGAUGCGCAGAAGUCGCCGCGUGCGCGCCGAGCCCCGAACCGCAGACAGGCGAAGAUGAUCGUACAGACGAGAGGGAAAGCGGAGAGGGGCAGGAGGUAGCUGGAGGAGACCACGAGAUACACAACACGCUUCUGACGGGUGAUCACGCCUCUCCACGGCGGGCAAAUGAGCCUCGUCGAGAAGGUCCAUCCUCUGACUCUGCCACACCGUCUCUGCACUCUUCGCAUCCUCCUCUGUCUUCUAACUCGUUGCCUCCCCUUCUGUCUUCUGCUGCUUCGUCUGCCGCGCGUCCAGGGCGUUCUUCAUCGCCCGAAGACGGGGACGAAGACGAAGACGACGACGACGACGCGAAGACCGAGAAGGCAGAGGACGACGAGGACGGAGGCGACACUGCGAUGGCCGCAGAAGCUGCGACGAAUGCCGCCCCGACUCCCGCUUCUCCCUCCCGCACGCGUCCGUCCUCGCUUGCCGCCUCUUCUUUGCCGGUCACGUCUCCUCUCUCCGCUUCAACGGGCGCGCGCAGUUUGCCUUCUUCUUUGUCUGUGGCCUCUGCGAUGCCCGUUGCAGCUCUGGCUUCCGCUGGUCCCCGCACGUCCUCCGCCGCUUCCUCUCCGGCUUGCUUCUCCUCGGCUGUAGCCGCGUCUUCGCUCUCGUGUGCCGCGGCGCCCUCUUUGUCUUCGCUUCGGGGGCAGCAGCCCGCGCAGCCUCCGCGGAGGCCGUCGGUGAGCUCUGACGACCUCGAUGACCUGCUGAACGCGGAUCUCGACGCCCACGGGGGCGAGACGCCGCCGCGGCCGGGCUUCGUCCGCCUCUCUGCCUCCGCCCCAGUCAGCUUUUCUGCCGUGGAACCCCCGACUGUUGGGUGCCCAGCCUCGCGUGUGCAGCGACUCUUCUUCUCGUCGCUUCCUUCGUUAGCCGUCGCCCACGCCGCGGACCCCCCUCCCUCCGCGCCCUCUCCGCGGGCGGUUUCCGCUUCAGGGCUCCAGGCCUUCUCUUCGGCCUCCGCCUCUGCAUCGCUCUCCAGCGCUCCUUCGCCUCGCUCGCACGCUGCGGCGCUUGCUUCUUCGUGGUGCAUCCCGUCUGCCUCGCGCCCCUGCCUGUCCUUUCCUGAGUCUCAAACGCGACGGAGGAGCGGAGAUCCGCGGCGUCCAGCAGGCGCGGCUCUCGAAGACUGGGUGCUGAGCGCAGCGGCGCUUCGGAUGGCGGCGGUCUGCGGCCAGGCGUCUGCCGCAGCUUUUCUGUCGAGCGCGGCGUCUACACCCAUCAAGAGGCAGACGUUCACGCAGUCGCCCUCGACAGACGCGUUGCCUGUCUCCUCGCUCUCCGCUUCUCCCUCCUCUUGCUCGGUUUGGGCGGCCGCUUCGUCCGCCCCGUGGAUUUCUCCGGCGCGCAGCGCUGCGUCGUCGCGCGAGACUGCCUCCGCGGCCGCGCCGCCUUGCUCGUCCUUCACUUCCGCCGGGGGCCAGUCUGGCCAGUCUGCGGCCGCCGUCUCCUCCUCUCUGAGUUCCGCCUCAGGCGCACUUGGACACUCGCCGCCUGCGACCGUGUCGCGCUCGCGGAUCCGCGAGGAGGGCGCCGACGCGUGGGGCGCCUUUUCGAGGAGGCCUUUCGCGGGAGAGGCCGCGCCGCAGCCGCAACGCGCCGGGAGCGCUCUUCAGUCCGCGCCGGCGCCUUCGGACCGCGCGGCUGCAUGCGCGUCGCCCCAGCCAUCUGCCACGGGCGGGGCGGGAGCUAGGGAAGCAGAAAGAGGAGGAGAAGAGCCCAGGAGACAGCUGGGCGAAGAAGUGAAGGAGAAAGCGAGGGAGAACUCGCUCGCGCACAGCGUACAGGGCUUGCGGCCUCUGGCGCAAGGCUCCGUGGACACUCGACAAGACGAAGAAGACGAAGCACUGCUGCUCCUAAUGGACGAUGGCAGUUUCGCUUUUUGA